Xyrauchen texanus (razorback sucker) is the source of this 3026-nucleotide messenger RNA. RefSeq names its product transcriptional regulatory protein AlgP-like. Gene Ontology annotation, molecular function: proton transmembrane transporter activity. NCBI's taxonomy places the organism in Eukaryota, Metazoa, Chordata, Actinopteri, Cypriniformes, Catostomidae. Gene Ontology annotation, biological process: proton motive force-driven ATP synthesis. The record is from RefSeq and is a predicted model, not a curated record. The transcript is spliced from 7 exons. Bases 373 to 2115 code for a protein of 580 amino acids.
CCGCCAUUACGAGUGUGUGGGAUGGGAAGUAUUAAAAUAUACGGUGUGAAUGCUUAAUCAUACAUUUCACAACGAGUUAUUGUAAAUAUUGUAUAUUAUUAUUAGAAUACUCAUUUGGCAGUCAGAGAAACAUUUAGUUGUUUUUAAGAGACACACAGGAUCCGUUGGUGAGCUGCAGGAGGGGGCGUGCUCGUUACGCAAGGACGGUACUUUAAAGCAGUGCAUGCAUGCAUGCAACACACUUUUUGUGAUUUACUCUCUUUACUUUACUGUGACCUUUCUUAAGUUCAGUUGCUAUCGUUUGUGGGAUCUCCUCAAACUGGAGCUUUGAUUUAAACAUCUCUAAACAUAGUCAGGGAUUCAGCAGUAAAGAUGGCAGCCUCUCUGCUCAGGGUAGGACGACUUGGAUCUCUCAGGCAUCUGCAGGCGGAGAGCUUGAGUUUUGUAAGAGCUCCAGUUGUUGCUCUCAGUUCAAAUUCUGGGGACAGCAAGAAGUCCAAAAAGUCCAACAAAGAAAAAUCGGCUUCAAAAACGUACUUCGAUAUACAAAAACUUGUUCAGCACAAAGAGUAUGUGGAAUUCCCCAAGAAGGCGGUUGCAGCCCCAGCUGCUGCUGCCUUUACUGCGGCAGAAGCGCCAGCCACUACUGCUGAAGCUGCUGCCCCUGCAGCAGAAGUCACUAACCUUGGAGCCAAAGCCGCUGCCCCUGCAAUUGAAUGUACUGCUCCUUUAGCUGAAGCCACUACCUCUGCAGUUGAAAGUGCUGCAGCCACUGCAACUGCAGCAGAAGCUGAUGCUCCUUCAGUUGUAAGUACUGGUCCUGCUGUUGAAGCCGCUGCCCCUACAGCUGAAAUUGCUGCAGCUGAAGCCACUGCUGUUGAAUGUGCUGCCCCUGCAGCUGAAGCUGCUGCUGUUGAAAGUGCUGCCCCUGCAGCUGAAGCCGCUGCUGUUGAAUGUGCUGCUCCUGCAGCUGAAGCCGCUGCUGUUGAAUGUGCUGCCCCUGCAGCUGAAGCCGCUGCAGAAGUCGCAGUUGAAAGUGCUGCUCCUGCAGCUGAAGUCGCAGUUGAAAGUGCUGCUCCUGCAGCUGAAGUCGCAGUUGAAAGUGCUGCUCCUGCAGCUGAAGUCGCAGUUGAAAGUGCUGCUCCUGCAGCUGAAGUCGCAGUUGAAAGUGCUGCCCCUGCAGCUGAAGUCGCAGCUGUUGAAAGUGCUGCCCCUGCAGCUGAAGUCGCAGCUGUUGAAAGUGCUGCCCCUGCAGCUGAAGUCGCAGCUGUUGAAAGUGCUGCCCCUGCAGCUGAAGUCGCAGCUGUUGAAAGUGCUGCCCCUGCAGCUGAAGUCGCAGCUGUUGAAAGUGCUGCCCCUGCAGCUGAAGUCGCAGCUGUUGAAAGUGCUGCCCCUGCAGCUGAAGCCGCUGCAGAAGUCGCAGUUGAAAGUGCUGCUCCUGCAGCUGAAGCCGCUGCUGAAGUCGCAGUUGAAAGUGCUGCUCCUGCAGCUGAAGCCGCUGUGCCUGCAGCUGAAGCUAGUGUCACAGAGCCUAGUUCAAUUGCUGGAACUCCUGUUGUUGAUGACCCAGUCCCUGCAGCUACAGCUGCACCUUCAGAGACAGCUGCUGAAGCCGCCACUCCUGAAGCUCCUGCAGCUGAAUCCGUUCCUGAUGUUGCACCAGCUUCUGAAGCUGCUCAUUUAGAAGAACCACCUGCCCAAGAACCACAUGCUGAAGCUGCCCCUGUUGUAGAGGCAACGACCAAAAUAGUUGCAGAAUCUGUGGCUGAAUCUACCCUCAUUGAGCCUGUUGUAGAGUCUGUUGCAGAGGCAUCUCCUAUUGAAGAGCUGGUCGAUUCUGCCCCUGUGAUCACAGAUGCUACUGAUCCGGCUGAAGUUGUGGAGACGCCUGAGGCUGGAUUAGACCCCAUUCAGAAACUUUUCCUAGAUGCAAUUCGCUCAUACUCUACACAUAGCAAUACCGCUGGUGGUCUAGUUGAUGCAGGUCCUGAGUACCAGAAGGCUCUUGCUGAGGAAAUAACUAAAUUGCAGCGGUUGUAUGGUGGUGGAGACCUGACCUCCUUUCCAGGAUUUAAAUUCUCUGAACCUAAAUUUGAUGACGUGAACUCCAAGUAAACAUUGUAUAUUUGUAUGCUUUCCUCUCCUGUGCCUCAAUGCAAUUAUGUGGAAAAAGUCUAUGAAAUAACUUGUCUUUCAUUGUUAAAAGUGAAAAAUGUAGCAAGAUUAUUUUGUGACUGAAUAGCUAUUUUUAAAAAAAAAUCGUAUGUCUCAUUAAAAAAAGCUAUUUCAUGUAUUGAAUGCACAUGUGGUGGGAAGACCCGUAUAGCUUAUCUGUGAAAUAUAUGCUUUUUGCUUGCUGUAAUUUGUCAGAGUUUGUUUUAAAUAUUUGGGGUAAGAAUGAUGAAUAAACUGAGCCACACAUGAUCUGUAUGUUUUCUCUUUACAGGAAUUAUUAUGCAAUUUUGUGAGUUUUAAUGAUGGACAUCAUUACAAUACACUAAUGAUAAAUGUUGUCUGUAAGCCCCAAAAUAAUCUAUCUACGUACGGGUGGUAUGAAAAGGUUAUACAAUAAGACAUUAUUUUUGACAAACCUGAAACUUGACUCUGUUGUACGUUUCUGAAUCUAUUAAUAGUCAACAGGUUAUUUGUCUGCACAUGCUAUCUGAUCAUUUAAAACUAUAUUAACGUAAUAAAAAGUAUGCUAAGACUUUUAUAACGUUCUUGCAGUACAAACCCAUUGAACAUUUAAAUUGAGCUACUGAUGACUUGCGAACCGUGUUUUUCACACGGACAGUAAUCACAGGGGAACAGCGAUGGCGGCGUCCCUGCUCAGAUUAGGUCGUCUCGGGGCUCUCAAGGUAAUAAAAGAAGCAUUUUUUUCUGUUUCUACAAAUGAAAUACUUUGUAUAUUUGCUAUUAUUGAACAAGCUAAUUGCGGGGAAGACACGUUAAAUCUGGGCUUGUACUGAGUCCGUCCUUACUAACCUGAGAACUGAAACUGGUAAACUGAUCGAAUAGAUAGUGGU